GGCCAUGCCACCCCCUGGAAAAGUUCCCCGUAAGGAGAACCUGGGGCUACAGUGUGAGUGGGGAUCCUGUUCCUUUGUGUGCUCAGCCAUGGAGGAGUUCUGUGAGCAUGUCACUCAGCACCUGCAGCAGCACCUGCAUGGCUCCGAGGAGGAUGAAGAGGACCCUCUUGGGGAAGAAUUCUCCUGCUUGUGGCAGGAGUGUGGCUUUUGUUCCCUGGACAGUUCUGCUGACCUCAUCCGGCAUGUCUACUUCCACUGCUACCACACCAAGCUGAAACAGUGGGGGCUGCAGGCCUUGCAGAGUCAGGCUGACCUCAACCCCUGCAUCCUGGACUUCCAGAGCCGGAAUGUUAUCCCUAACAUCCCUGACCACUUCCUGUGUCUGUGGGAGCACUGUGAGAGCUCCUUCGACAACCCUGAGUGGUUCUAUCGGCAUGUGGAAGCGCACAGUCUGUGCUGUGAGUACCAGGCUGUUGGUAAGGACAACCAUGUGGUGCUGUGUGGCUGGAAAGAGUGUACAUGUACCUUCAAGGACCGCUGUAAGCUCCGAGAGCAUCUCCGCAGCCAUACCCAGGAGAAAGUGGUUGCCUGUCCUACGUGUGGAGGCAUGUUUGCCAACAAUACAAAGUUCUUAGAUCACAUCCGUCGGCAGACUUCACUGGAUCAGCAACUCUUCCAGUGUUCUCAUUGCUCUAAGAGAUUUGCCACAGAGCGGCUCUUGCGGGACCAUAUGCGUAACCAUGUGAAUCACUAUAAGUGCCCUCUAUGUGAUAUGACCUGCCCGCUGCCUUCUUCACUUCGCAACCAUAUGCGCUUUCGCCACAGUGAGGACCGGCCCUUUAAAUGUGACUAUUGUGACUACAGCUGCAAGAACCUGAUUGACCUCCGGAAACACCUAGAUACGCACAGUAAAGAGCCGGCCUACAGGUGUGAUUUUGAGAACUGCAGCUUCACUGCCCGAUCCCUCUGCUCUAUCAAGUCCCAUUUCCGCAAAGUUCAUGAAGGAGACUCAGAGCCAAGAUACAAAUGCCACGUAUGUGACAAGUGCUUUACACGGGGCAACAACCUCACCGUGCAUCUUCGAAAGAAGCACCAAUUCAGGUGGCCCUCAGGGCAUCCCCGCUUCCGGUACCAGGAGCAUGAAGAUGGCUACAUGCGGCUGCAGCUGGUUCGCUACGAGAGUGUAGAGCUAACACAGCAGUUGCUACAGCAGCCACAAGAGGGAACAGACCUGGAAGGUUCACUGAAUGAAAGCGGCCUGCAGGGCAUUCUUUUAGAAACAGUGCCCCAGGAACCAGGACCUAAAGAAGAAGAGGAGGCUAGGAGGAGUGAGGGGACAGCCCUUUCAGUGCCUCAGGACACCCCCAGCCCUGUCAUCCAUGUGGUGAAUCAGACCAGUGUCCAAAGCCCACAAGAGAUUGUGUACUAUGUGCUAUCUGAAGCCCUAGGAGAGCCUCCCCCUUCCACUGAGCCACCCUCAGGGAGUAUCAUGGGAAAGUUUCAGGGAAUAGCUUAGGAGCUGGAAGUUCAAAUGAUGUGA
This is a messenger RNA of Elephantulus edwardii (Cape elephant shrew), 1540 nucleotides long. It is a transcript of the gene HINFP, whose product is annotated as histone H4 transcription factor. NCBI's taxonomy places the organism in Eukaryota, Metazoa, Chordata, Mammalia, Macroscelidea, Macroscelididae. Gene Ontology annotation, biological process: anatomical structure development; regulation of transcription by RNA polymerase II. The transcript is spliced from 9 exons. The record is from RefSeq and is a predicted model, not a curated record. Gene Ontology annotation, molecular function: DNA-binding transcription factor activity, RNA polymerase II-specific; RNA polymerase II cis-regulatory region sequence-specific DNA binding.